Linum trigynum is the source of this 1065-nucleotide messenger RNA. NCBI's taxonomy places the organism in Eukaryota, Viridiplantae, Streptophyta, Magnoliopsida, Malpighiales, Linaceae. The record is from the annotation of a GenBank genome assembly.
AUGUACCGUUGGGCGUGUGACCGCCUCAACGAGGAACCUUCUUUUGAUGCUUUUCGCCUGAUAUAUAAGAGUCGUGAUUCGACGAAUUGUUGGUCGAUCGGGAGGCGGGAUGGCGCUGUAGGCCUUGUUACUGGGAUGCCGAAGCUAGAUUCUCCUUGGUACAAGGAGUACUUCUUCGCCCGGCCUUCAUGGAAGUGGUGCUCGGGCGAUGUGGAACAGCCGACGGGCUAUGUGGUUGGCUCCAAAGAGGCUUGGUGUGCUUCAAGCCAGUUUCCGCGGUCAGUGAAAGACCAUGUAGACUGCCUGGUAGAGGGAUUUCAGCUGCGGGUGACACAUAGCGGUCCCAAGAGAGCUUACCAGCACGUUCGUGGUUUCUAUGGUUUGAAGGAAUUGGCCAAUGCGAACCGGCCGAAAGGGAAGAAGCGGGGAACCGCUGUUGCGAGGACUGGUGUGGCCUCUUCUUCAGCGGCCAUGGUGACACGUGGUGCGGGGAAGAGACCGCUGGAGCCAAGUGGUCUUCAUGGAGACGCUAAGCGCCCUAAGGCAGGACUAGCUCAGGGGAGGGUAGGAGAGGCUCGCGGUAAGACCGCUCAUCAAUCUGACCAGCCCAACCCUAUAACUUUAUCCCCUCUCGCGGCAACCGAUACUGAGGCGGCCGAGCUAGCUUUCCAUACCGUGAGCGAUCAGCUCGCCAUGCCAUCAGAGUACACUUCCACUUCGCAGGGGUGCAACCGACGAAUCGCUGGAAUCGCUUCCCAGUUCUUUUUCUCGGCUCAGAUUGGAUUUUCACAAAUCAUUAUGCUGAAUGACCGCCUAUCCAAGACCGUGGAUGAGAAUACGGUUGAAAUAGCCAAGUUGAAGAAAAGUUUGGCCGAAGGGCGGUCAGCGCUGAUAGAGGAGCUGCGUCCCGAGUUGGAGCGCGGCUUUGAGGAGCAUUUGCCCAAGAAAAGAGAAAAACUGUCCGCGGAGAAAGAGGCUCAUGUGGCGGUCGAGAGUGAGCGGGAUAGUAUGCAAAGGAAGCUCCACCAAGCAGAAGAGAUCGGGAGGACGUUGCUGGAGGAGUAG